UGUCAUAUGUUUUUGUUAUUCUAUUCUCCUUUUAGUAAGAUAUUGUGAAUAAUUCAAAGUUUUAGUUCAUUGAGUUAUAUUUUUUGUAAAACUAUUAUCAUAAAUUAAGAAUGUCUGGAUUUACUGACGCAAGUGACGAUGAAUUUCACGACGCACUUACUGAAGUGCCUGGCGAAAAAGAAACGAGUACAACCUCAGAAAUCGUAGCGAAUGAAACCACCAAUUCGUCACACCUUAAAACUAAUGAAGAAUUCAUUGAAGAAAUAACACGCCAGCAGGAUGAUCUCAGACUUCCUGAUGGUGUUGAGGAAAAUGAUGAUGCUGAAAAAAAAUCAGACAAAGAUAAAGCUGAUGACAUUUCAAAAAUGUUCUCUGAUGAUAUAAAUAUUGAAGAGUUGCGUGAACGGGAAAAGACCAUGAAUCCAGAAGAAUUGCAGCAAAACAAAGAGGAAUCAGAUAGAAUGAAAUUAGAAGCAAAUGAGCUGUUCAAGUCAGGUAAUGCACUAAAAGCUGUUGAAAUUUACACAAAUGCUUUGCACAUUUGCCCCACAACUUAUACCAAAGAGCGUGCUAUAUUGUAUGGUAACCGAGCUGCUGCUAAAAUUAAUUUGGACUCGAAGAAAUCGGCUUUAGGCGAUUGUACAAAGGCUAUUGAGUUAUGGCCAGAUUACGUACGUGCACUCAUGAGACGUGCAAAAUUGUGCGAAAAUGAAGAUCGAUUGGAAGACGCAUUGGCAGAUUAUCAACGUGUGUGUGAAUUAGAGCCAGGCCAAAGAGAAGCGCGGGAAGCUGUCUCACGUCUACCAGAACAAAUCACUGAACGUAAUGAGCGUUUAAAAACAGAGAUGCUCUCUAAACUAAAAGAUCUUGGUAAUAUGUUCCUUAAACCAUUCGGAUUAUCCACGCAGAAUUUCCAGAUGCAGCAAGAUCCUAAUACAGGCUCUUAUUCCGUAAAUUUUCAACAAAAUCCUAGAUAGUUUAUGUUUAUACCAAUAUCGAACUUAGGAUGCUUCAAUUAUAAUUAUUAUAAAUAUAUUUUAUAAGCCGUGUAAAUAUAAGUAAAUUUCUGUUUAAAUCAAACGUAAAUAAAUUGUAAUUAAAAUAUUA
This is a messenger RNA of Zeugodacus cucurbitae (melon fly), 1107 nucleotides long. RefSeq names its product tetratricopeptide repeat protein 1 (gene Ttc1). Lineage: Eukaryota; Metazoa; Arthropoda; Insecta; Diptera; Tephritidae. Gene Ontology annotation, molecular function: protein binding. The record is from RefSeq and is a predicted model, not a curated record. Bases 111 to 977 code for a protein of 288 amino acids. The transcript has 2 exons.